Messenger RNA from Prorocentrum cordatum, 2347 nucleotides. The record is from the annotation of a GenBank genome assembly. NCBI's taxonomy places the organism in Eukaryota, Dinophyceae, Prorocentrales, Prorocentraceae.
GAAAGGAUUACGGAGGAAGGAGGGAUGUAGUUUACUCUGCGGCCCAGGCUGAAAGCCUGCACCUUCGUCACUUAGGGCCAGCGCGUUCCUUUCCAGCCGCCCGACGCCCGGGAAGCUCCUGGAGCUCUCAGUCCCUUCCCUGCGCUCGCAUCCGCGCGCGCGCCGAAACACUGGCCCUGGGCAGGCUUGUGCUGCCUGGCGAAGGAGCGAAACAGAGAGAGAGAGAGAGAGCGAGAGAGACACACACGGGGGGAGAAGGAGGGGAGGAGGGGAGAGAGGAGGACCAGCACGCAUCCUGAAAGGGGGUUCUGCCGUCUUGGCUGCAAACGCGCGGCGGCGCGUAGGCGCGGGGCGCGCAUGAAUCUCGGGAUGGCGAGAUCGGAAGGAGGAGGAGGAGGAGAGGAGGAUGAGGAGACUAGAAUCUGAGGAGUGGAAGGUAGCAUUCUUCUGAAGGCGAAUGCAAGAAGGUGGGCAGGCCUGCGCGGGCCGAUGGGCGCGCGGAGCGGCAACGACACGGGGCUAAAGAAGCUGCUCCGCUCGGCGCGCCACGCGGCAUCGCGCGGGGGCAAAACAAAACGACGUCUCUACUCUACUCGUCACGUUGUAACGCCGAGGGGCAGGCAAAAAUACGAACCCACUCCUACUCACCAUGUGGCAACGCCUGGGGGGGCGAACAAAUCCGCCGACCCUGUCGGCGUGUGGAAGCCGCUCUUCCUUGGGUCGGGCGUGUUCUCCUCCACCACCACCACUGAGCCAUGCAUCCGGCAGGACGCGUGGGCGGAAGAGUGCACGAAUGGCAACUCCUCGGGUAAAUCAUAACAAAUGCGAUAAUGCGGCACGCCAUUGAAACGGUAAAUGUGUGGCGGGGCCUCGGCUGAGAAUCGGGGUUGUGACGAUCUGGCCGCAUUUCCCAAGGACGCGCCGUUUCGACAAAGGUUGCUCGUGGAAAACCACGGUUGCGACACUUCGGCUGCAUUUCCACAAGGCGGGGCGGCUACGACAGAAUACGCCUAUUCUGCUGGAAUCGCGAGGCAGGCAAAUAAGCACAACAAUAUCUGAGAGGCGCGAAAAGAGGACGAGAUGCGGCGAGAGGGAGGGAGGGGAAGGGGAACAGGAGGAGGAGAGAGGGGGGGAUACUGCUCAAAGCUACAACAUCUCAUACACAGAAGUGGCCCAUCGCUCCCGCGAAAUUAUCGUGGGACACCCGUUGGCAGACCAGCUACAGGGAGAACGGAUCCGAGGGAGGUCGAGGACCCAAGCUCCAGCAACUUCUGGUGGCGCAGCAGACUAUUCGCAAUCUGUCGCUAGCUCUUGAAAGUUGUCUUUCCUCGGGAUGAUUUGUUUUGUUCCCGAUGAGCCUAAGGCCUUCCAGUACGGCAACACACUGCCAAAACGUGCAAGCAAAUCAGAACAUAGACGUAAAGCAUCCACUGGUGAAACGGCUGCUCUCGCAGCAACAAGCGGCAAAUACCAGGAGCCAUCGCCGCUUGUAAGCCUCGUUGUGUAAACCCCCGUGCAGAGCGCAACUGCAGGAAUAAGAGUGAAGAGAGAUGGAGGGAGGGGUGAAGAAAGGAGGGAAAGAGAGAGAGAGAGAGACAGAGGAACAAAAAAACAUAAAAAGAGAGAUAGAGAGAGAGAGAGAGAUAGAGAAAUUGAUCAAAGCUGAACCGCCGCAUAAUGAUUACAAUUUGCGAGCCAUCCCCGAACCCAGGCCAUAUCUAAGCUCACACUCCCCCACCCCACCACUAUCAGGAUAGGAACACCAUGAUUGCCGUUCCAUUUUGUCCAAACGACUACUGCACCUGCACAGCGUUAUCACUGCGCGGCUAACCACCCACGCCACCAGCUACCCGGAUUGAAACCGGUAAGAUAAUGAUUCCCCAGUCGGGCCUCCUCCGGCUCAAGGGGAACUCGAGCCGUAUCUCUGCGCCCGCGUCACUGACACUGGGCCACAUCAGUGCCCCCGAAGCCCACCGCUGUUGGCGGAGGCGGUUCCUUUGUCAACCUUCUGUUUGGCCACAGUUUCGCGCUGCUUGGUCGAAGGCGCAACGACGGGCCCGGCGCCAUCCAGGCCUGGGCCGCCACGCCGCUGGGCUGGCCGCUGGCCGGGAGAACCCUGUGGUUCCGUCGGUUCCGUGGGCUGCGGUUCCCACGAGUGCGAAACGCCGCCCUGGGCGGCCUCCUCGGCCUGGCCGAGGUUCCGCCUGCGCAUGGCAGCGAGGAUGCUGCGCAUGUAAGCGCUGUCGGCUGCCAUCGUUUCUGCUGCCUGCGCCACCUGGGAAUCUUCCUCGCCAUGCCGGGGGGAAGGGGGGGAGGAGGAGGAGGAGGAGGAGGAGGAGGAGGAGGA